Molecule: messenger RNA, 2887 nt
Organism: Cucurbita moschata (crookneck pumpkin)
Lineage: Eukaryota; Viridiplantae; Streptophyta; Magnoliopsida; Cucurbitales; Cucurbitaceae
Product: acid phosphatase 1-like
Exons: 3
Coding region: 1907-2683 (258 amino acids)
Molecular function (GO): acid phosphatase activity
Source: RefSeq, a predicted model, not a curated record
GGGAAAACCCUUCGUUCAGUUUCGUCUCUCUCGAUCUCUGUUAGUUUUGCCCUAAUUGCGAAAUCGCUGGUGCUGUGGUGUCGAGAAUUUUCUGUAUUUUGUUUCUCUGCACCUCCCAUACCCAGCUAGAUUGUACGCCAAUCUUAUCCCAUUCCCAGACGAUAACUUCGUUUAUCGUCUCUGUCAAGGCUGGGACAUUUUUACCUCGAUAAUUAGUUUGUUUUCUUAUGGAAUGUUGCAGAUUGUUGGGUCUGUAAUGGAUGAUGGAGGCUUAGCCGGUUUGAAUUUAAUUUGAUUGAUAAUCGUUUUCGCGAGCAAUUUGGUGCUACCAGACUUAGUCAUGUGUCAUCUCAAACUUUAAUGGUUUGAUACAGUUACGAGUCUGGAAAAUUGACGGAGUCCAUCGUUACAGAUGUUUGUACCAUUUUUAGCUCACAUCUGCUCCAUUUGGUCUCUACAUGAUAGUAUUGUUCGAAUUACUCCAGUUUCUCGAGAUUACGAUUUUCCUUUCUAGGGUCAAAUAUUUUAUGGAAUUCUUCAUUUAUCUACUAAUUCAUUUCUGCGAAAAUUUGGGUCAAACGGCUGUGGAACUUCAAAAUCCUAAUUCUUUUGUUUUUGCAACGACUUAAUGUUCUUGAUUUACAGCUGUUCUUAAAACGGAGAUGAUUAAUGCAUCGUAAAGUUGUGGUAUCCACAUCUAAGUUGCUUCCCACGUCGAUGGCUUUAGAAUUGGUUAACCAAGAAUUUCUGGGCUGAAAGAGAUUACAAUUUGUGGGGCUGCUUAAUACUUCAGAUCAGUUGUAACUAUGGACCUUUGGAAUAAUAUUACACUUGGAUUGGUGCAAUUUGGAGCUACUUAAACAAAGAUUAAUGGCAUCUUGUGAACUUAUAGACCUUUUCUGGCAAGAAUUGAAGAACAUAUGGACCUUAUGCAGGCAAGAAUUGAAGAUUUACUUGUGAACCUGAAGUUCUGUAGAUUUUAGGAGAUUUAGAGGUUGAAGCAGGUUGUGGCAGAGGUUUCUUCUCUGUACCUUACUGAACACAACAGUCGCCCAUAUAGCCUCCAUAUUCCCUUUCUUCUUCUUUCUUCAGAAUCGACCUGGAACAAAAUCGUCCUCUAUUGACUAAGCAUUAUGUUAUACAUUAUCCCAUCUUUCAAACCGUUGACCAACAUUUUAUUUGUAUUUGUGAUGUGCUUUGGGUUUGACAAGAGAUUAGAGAUGAAAGGGAUGUGGCUAAUAAUUUGUGAAUGUAUCGAUUCGAUGAUUUUUUCAACUUCUCCAAUUUAACAGUUUUUUAUUAGUGGGAAAAGACCAUUUGAAUAAGUAUACAACCAUUUAACAAAAUUUUGAAGGAGUAUUUCAAAGGACAUGCGGAUGGAGCAGUUCUGAUUGGUGUGAUGUAUUAAUCUGACUUUAGGCUGGUAAUGCUUGUCAUUACGUUUCUUAGUCUUCAUCACUCGGUGUAUAAUUCCAAAGAAAUCCAGAUUUCAUGCCAAGCCCGUUGAAUUGGAUGCCGCCACUCUGGCCUGUCCGGCAUGUGAUUUGUAGCCGACACCCUCAGAUUAUUAUUGUUAUUCCUUUGUACUUUUUAGUGAAAAGUUUGGAGACUAAAUCAAACACUUGAUGUACACACCGAAGGUUAUACGGCGAAAUGGUAUUAUUUACAUUGAAAAGGAAAAAAGAGAGAUUUACAUUGGCGUUGAAUAAAGCUCUUCCACUUUUUCGAAUGAUUUGAUUGGAAAUAGACAAAUGUGUUUGUGGUGGCACACUACAGCUUGGAUUCAGGGUCCCAUGUGAUCUUAUUUCGCCCAAUCUAUUGACUCUGUCCCUUCCGAUCAUUUCUCCUGUAAUGUGCCUACUUAAACGCUCCCAAAUUCCACUUCCAUUGCACAACCCAUAACACAAUGGCGAAAUCUCUACUACCCCAUCUCUCCGUUUUCCUCUUCCUUUUCAUCACUGCAACUGCAUCGGCUUCAGACUGGAACAUUCUGAGCCAGAGGUCCAGAAAUGGCCUCAAAAUCAGCCUUAAAAACUACUGCGAAAGCUGGAGAUUGAACGUCGAGCUUCACAACAUCCGAUUCUUCCAUGUGGUGCCUGAGGAAUGCGUUAGCUACAUUGGCAAAUACGUUACCUCCACUCAGUACAAAGUUGAUUCCGAGAGGACGAUCGAGGAGUGCAUCGUGUACCUUACCAAGGGCUGUGCCCUUAAAGGUGAUGGCACUGAUGCUUGGAUCUUCGACAUCGAUGAUACCCUCAUCUCCACUGUCCCCUAUUACAAGAAGAAUCAAUUUGGGGGGAAGAAAUUGAACCUGACGGAUUUGGAGGCGUGGAUGAGCAAGGCCAAAGCACCACUUUUGGAUCACUCAUUGAGGCUUUUCAAUCUGCUGAAAGCGAGAGGAGUGGACAUCAUUUUGAUAUCCGCGAGACGGGAAAAUCUCAGAUCUGCCACCAUUGAGAAUCUUGUUCAAGUGGGCUACCAUGGAUGGACCAAUCUCAUCUUAAGGAGCCCUGAAGAUGAGAAGAAGGAAGUGGAGCAAUACAAGGCAGAUGUGAGAAGGCGAUUGGUGAAUGGAGGGUACAACAUUUGGGGGAAUGUGGGAGAUCAAUAUAGCAGCAUUGAAGGAAAGCCAAGGGGAAGAAGAACAUUCAAGCUUCCAAAUCCAAUGUAUUAUGUUUAUUAAGCAAUGCAAUUUCGACUUGCUUUUGGCUUUUUAAACCGUUUCUUUUGGUCGGGAAGGAUUGAUCUACACAGACAGAGGGAAGGAUGUGACAUGUGUGAUGAAUAAGCUUAGCUUGCUAUUUACUUGUCUGUUAAAGCUGUAAUCUCGUAUUUGGAACUUGUUUUGAUCAUUUCUUAAUCAGAAAGAAGUCCUUGUGAUCAUCUC